AUGUUGUACGUGGUGAUAGCGCUUCUGGCGCCUCUGGCGGUCCUCGCAGAGUCUACACUGUACUUGAGCGGGGUGGAGGAUGCAUCCAAGAGUCCCCUGCAGAUCUCUGCGCAAGACGCACAUCGUGUAUUGGCACACCACCUUGGUGUCGAUAGCAAUGUGCUUCCUACUAAGCGCCAAUGCGGUCCGCAGGUAUGGCAUCACCUGCCCGCAGAUAUUGCAGAAUACGAUGCGACUACCUUGUUUGAGCCUAUGAGUGACAAAAACGGCUUUUUAGUUACGUUCCAUGGUCUGCGCGAUGAACAUGACCUAUUUCCUGCGUCGAUGCAGGCGACCCAUACAGUUUCCAGCGCUGCGUCCGGAGAGAACUUUGAAGCGCUUGCGCAGCUUUAUGCGGGCGCGGCGCAAGGUGCAAGUGCGUGGCUAGGCCAGGCAAAGAACCUCGCGGGUGAUGUGCUUGGGCGUUUCGAUCAGGAGCUUACAUCCUUGCGUAGCUUGGCCAGGAGCGAUGCGCCCAGCAUGGAAUCAGUACAGCAAAUGCACCUUGAUGCACUUGCGGAUAUUCGCACCGAGUAUGGCGCAAAGAGUGCGACAUUCGAGCGUGCCAAGGCGCAGCUGAAGGAGACGGUAAAUACACUCGUACAGAACUGGGCAGGCGGAGUCGGGCCCAUUGCAAUUGUGCACACGGACAAGAGCGGAGCACCUCUAUAUACACGCAGCAAGGUCCGUGCAAAUACAACACACGAUAGGCUGCAUCCUUUCGUUGCCGAUGCGCCCAGCAAGGAUGCGAAUGCGUGCCACACUUCGCCCGACGCACUGCGCGGCGCUACAAACGAUUGCAAUGGGCACGGAGAGCCGAAGGAGUCGGCUAAGGGCGGCAAAAAAUGCUGGCGCUGUGCUUGCCGCGCGACCAAGACGGCCGGCAAGACGCAGCAAUGGACAGGCGCCGCAUGCGAAAAGGAGGAUGUGGCAUCGUUUGUGCUACUCAUUAUUGGCUCCAUCGGCGCAUUGUUUGUUGCGACUGUCUUUUCUAUCGCACUACUCUAUCGCGAGGGCGCCCAAGAACUGCCUGGCACGCUCUCGAGCAUCGCUUUACCCCCCUCAUAG
Malassezia vespertilionis is the source of this 1107-nucleotide messenger RNA. RefSeq lists its product as uncharacterized. NCBI's taxonomy places the organism in Eukaryota, Fungi, Basidiomycota, Malasseziomycetes, Malasseziales, Malasseziaceae. Gene Ontology annotation, cellular component: endoplasmic reticulum. The record is from RefSeq and is a predicted model, not a curated record. The transcript is spliced from 2 exons. Bases 1 to 1107 code for a protein of 368 amino acids.